Molecule: messenger RNA, 4985 nt
Organism: Corythoichthys intestinalis (scribbled pipefish)
Lineage: Eukaryota; Metazoa; Chordata; Actinopteri; Syngnathiformes; Syngnathidae
Product: gastrula zinc finger protein XlCGF57.1-like
Exons: 3
Coding region: 1017-2972 (651 amino acids)
Biological process (GO): regulation of transcription by RNA polymerase II
Cellular component (GO): nucleus
Molecular function (GO): DNA-binding transcription factor activity, RNA polymerase II-specific; RNA polymerase II cis-regulatory region sequence-specific DNA binding
Source: RefSeq, a predicted model, not a curated record
ACAAGGAAAUAAAUAAAAUAAAAUAACAGUACUUAAAAGACUAUACACUCUAUGAGGUGGGGGAUAUAUACACGGGCAAGGAUGAUUAUGAAAAAAAAAAAAAAAAAAAAAAUUUAUAUGCAUUUCACUGUACAUGUGCACAUUGAUCCAAAACCACAUUCAGUGUGAGGCGUUCAGAGCAGCGACGGCUCUCGGAUAAAAGCUGUUUUUUAGUCGAUUAGUUCUGGCCUUUAUUGCCCUGAAACGCCUCCCAGAGGGUAAUAGUUGGAACAGGUGGUGGCCAGGGUGUGAGGAGUCUCUGGUGAUGCUGUGAGCCCUCCUGAGGCAGCGGGUCUUAUAGACUGACUCCAGGGAUGGAAGAGGGCAGCCAAUCAGUCUCUGGGCGGUGUUGAUGACCCUCUGGAGCUGGUUCCGCUCUGCUGCGGUGCAGCUGGAGAACCACAGCGAGAUGCUGUAGCUCAGCACCGACUCCACUGAGCAGCGGUAGAAGACCAACAAGAGCUCAGUUUUAAUGUUGUUCUUCCUGAGAACCCUCAGGAAGUAGAGUCUCUGUUGGGCCUUCUUCAGGAUCGCUGUGGUGUUGACAGUCCAGGCGUCGAUCUGGGCGUGCGCAGUAGCAACCGUCACAAUCGAUGCACCCGUCACGAUCGGGUAAUGACAAUGCUCAUGUGAUGGGAAUCCUGAGAUGUCGGAGCGCGCGCAUGCGCAUUAAUGAAAGGUAUGCUCAUGUGAUGGGAAUCCUGAGAUGUCGGAACACUGUUAAGAUGGAACGUAUUUUUCCUUUUCUGUGGCUUGUUUUUCCUCGACUUUAAUCACUUAACUAACCCGAAGCCUCGACGACGUGUCCAGCAAUAGCCACUUUACGGACUCAAACAUCAGUUUUCGAGUCAGACCACUCGUUGACGUUUUGCGAUCUACUUUAGCCUAGCCUAGCCUAGCCUAGCCUAGCCUAGCUGACCAACAUCUAACAAAGCUGCAAGGCACGUUGUCAAUCGUUCAGAAAUCAAGUCAGGAAAAUGUCCACGAGAACGACACCGGCUGCAGUAAAGUUCCAGGAGGAAGUUGGUUGUUCUUCACAAAGGUUCUUCUCAAAGGUUGUUCUUCACAGACAAGAAGAUCUAUAUGUCAGCCAUGCCCAUCAUCUUGAGCACCAGGAGUCUGCAUGCGUCAAGGAGGAGGAGGAAGAGUCGCCAUGCAUCAAGGCGGAAGAGUCCGUUCACAUUAAAGGUUUCAGAAAAUAUCUUGAUGCUGAGCCAGAAUCUCCUGGCAUUAAAGAGGAUGUGGAGCUCCUCCAAAUCAAAGAGGAGGAGGAGCCUGAGCCCUGUCAACAGAUGGAGAGAGAAGAGCACCUUCCAAUCAAAAAGGAGGAGGAGGAGCUGCCAUUUGGUAAAGAGGAGGUAGACGAGGUGCAUAUCACCAGGUUGACUGGUGAGCCCUUGAAGAGUGAAGAUGGUCCGAGUGAGGCCAGCAGAGGGGCGGAGCCUCCAAGCGAGGGAAGUAGCAGCAGUUCAACAGAAGGAUUGCAAGCAGACAUCGACAUUGCUCCAUCAGACAGAGAUGGCGCCAAGUCUCACUUACCUUACAAUGAUGAUGACCAUAAGACAUCUCACGGUGACGACAAACUCUGCAAAUGCUCUCAGUGUGGGAAAACCUUUGCUACUAAGCAAAGUUGUCGUAGGCAUUUGAGGAUCCGCACUGGUGAAAAACCUUAUGUCUACUCAGUUUGUGGUCAAAGAUUCGCUCAAAAGCAAAACUUACAAAGUCACGGAAGAACCCACACUGGCGAAAAACCUUUUUCCUGCUCAGUUUGUGGAAAAGGAUUCUCUUCAAAGAGAGAACUAAUAAUUCACGAAAGAACCCACACUAGUGAAAAACCUUUUUCCUGCUCAGUUUGUGAUCAAAGAUUCAGCUGCAAGAAAACCUUAAAACGACACACAGGAAGCCACACUGGCGAGAAACCUUUUUCUUGCUCAGUUUGUGGUCAAAGAUGCAGGUGCAUGAGUUCAUUAAAAAUACACACAAGAAUCCACACUGGCGAAAAACCGUUUUCCUGCUCAGUUUGUGAUCAAAGAUUCAGCCUCAAGACCUCCUUAAAAGUACACACAAGAAUCCACACUGGCGAAAAACCUUUUUCCUGCUCUGCUUGUGAUCAAAGAUUUGCUCAUAAGGGAAGUCUAACACAACACAUAAAAAUCCACUCUGGAGAAAAACCUUUUCCCUGCUCAGUUUGUGAUCAAAGAUUCAGCCGCAAGAGCACCUUAAAAUUACACACAAGCGUCCACACUGGCGAAAAACCUUUUUCCUGCUCAGUUUGUGGAAAAGGAUUCUCUACAAAGAGAGAACUAAUAAUUCACACAAGAAUCCACACUGGCGAAAAACCUUUUUCCUGCUCAGUUUGUAAUCAAAGAUUCAGCCACAAGACCACCUUAGAACAACACACAAGAACCCACACUGGCGAAAAACCUUUUUCCUGCUCAGUUUGUGAUCAAAGAUUUGCUGUAAAGGGAAAUCUAGAAAAACACAUAAGAAUCCACUCUGGAGAAAAACCUUUUCCCUGCUUGAUUUGUGGUCAAAGAUUCGCUUGGAAGCAACACGUAAAACGACACACAAGAAGCCACACUGGCGAGAAACCUUUUCCCUGCUUGAUUUGUGGUCAAAGAUUCGCUCGGAAGCAACACGUAAAACAACACACAAGAAGCCACUCUGGAGAAAAACCUUUUCCCUGCUCAGUUUGUGGUCAAAGAUUCGCUCAGAAGCAACACGUACAACGACACACAAAAACACACACUGGAGAAAAACCUUUUUCCUGCUCCAUUUGUGGUCAAGGAUUCGCACAUAAAACAACCUUUCAAACUCACGAAAGAAUCCACACUGGUGAAAAACCCUUUUCCUGCUCUGUUUGUGGUCAAAGAUUCGCGCGGAAGGAUUGGAUAAAGAGACACGUGUGUGUUGGUGUGGGAAGCAGUCGCUAAUGACUGUUUUGCCUGUCAUCCGUGCUGGCCUCAUGAGAUUUUGCACGCUGGACGAUUGUAUUCUGUUGAGCUUUCUUUAAUCCUGUUGAAGAUUGGCCCUUUUGGUACCUUCCAAUCGUAGUAUGAUGUGCAUCCACCCUAUAGACCCUACUCACCUACGUCACAAAAUGGGCGUGUCGCUGUUUCCGGCCGCCAUAUUGUACCUCUUUUUCAGACCUAUUCUCAUUGUUUUCAAUUAGUCGAGCAAGUUAUAGAGCAAUUCAUGGAAGCCCCGGUGUUAUCUGACGCUGUAAACUCAUUGGAUCCGUUGCAUAAAAGGCGUUACGUGGAAAAGCUUCAGUUUAGCCAUUCGCCAGAUCCGUAUUUGAUGCGUAAAUCGAUGUUUUUCGACCCGCUGGCUUCGCCUGACAUCUGAUAUCCUGAUAUUUACAACUAUCUUGUCCACACAAAAUCAGCCUAUUCUCACGAAAGUUUGAAAAACUUUAAGAGCUUGGAGGCUUAUAAAUGCUACGUUGCUGGUUGGGUGAAACAGGUCCUCGUACACGAAAAUUCGGCAGGAAUCUUGUGCUCGGAAGGUGAGUUACGAAAUUUUCAAUUCAAAAUCUUUUGUUCUUGCUAACAUCCACUGUCAAGUCUAAUGUAUUUCAUGUCAUUUGUCGAUGGAGCUAGGGCUUUUAAUGUUUAUAUGGUUUAGCGAUAGCACUCACUACAUACAUACGUGUAUGUUGUCGGCGAUUAGCCUAGCAAUGAUCUUAAUUGUGGUUGUCAGCCCAAAACCCUUUAAAUAUAUAUUAAAUGCAUCUUACCAGAUAUAAAAUGACUACUACAUAAUCUGUGGUAGUCGUUUGGAGCCCAGUUUUCGCAUCGAAUUGCAGCAGCCCAUCUCGCUCUUCUCUCCGGGUCCCUCGGAAUCCGGUAAAACUUCAAGUCUCUCCGUCUAUCUUCUCUGUUAUUGCAACCGACCGCCACACACGACUUCACCAUUUUGAGUAUUAAUGUUGACGAGCAGUAAAACGUGCAAUAAUAGGAGGAAUUUACGAAGCGCUAAUGCAUUUAUAUGACGAGUAUCCGGACAACAUGGCGCGGGGGCGUGGCUGUGACGUCACGUGAGUAGGGUCUAUUGCCAAAACCUCACCUGAUUGAAUCCUCUCAAGUUAAGUCGCAUGUUUUAUAUAAUACUCUCCCUUUUAAACUGUACUUUUCACAUUUAUUAUUUGAAACGACAGACUAGAGCAGGGCGGUAAACCGAAAAUUUACUGUCACCGAAAUUCUUCACGAUGACCAACGUAAUUUUGACCAUGUCGGUAAAUUCGGUAAUCUAAUAAAACAAGAAAAUAUAGUCUUUUUAUCCCGCUUUGACGCUGUGUUGUUCGGCUAUGUUCAUUCCCCUUUAAGAAAGCAGACAGUGUGCUUACGUAUGGAGUCACGUGGUUUUCAGGAAGCCAAUCAAACAGAAGCCCGGUAGGCUAAUGCUAACGGCUAACGCUAAAAGUAAACGGGAUGGAGUCGGGCUUAAGUUAGUUUAUUUACCUUUGCCAAACUUUCACCCGGCAUUAAGUAAACUCUUGGCGGGUUCCAGACAGGCUUUCACCCGCUGUCUUCCCUUAUUCUCACGAUAUUAGGAGAGGAUGCUUUCAGUCCGUUCUUCUGGUAGCCAAGCCACAGGCUAACGCUAGCAGCUAACAACGGCUACAAAUGAACGUGAAAGAGUCGGACAGCGGCUCUAACCUUGUCGAAACGGCUGAAAUUAAUGAGUGGACUGGGAACGGACUUCAUGUAGAAAUCAUCAUGUCGCGUUAUUUGGCAUCUCUAUGUGAUUUUUCUGGAAGCUUUCAUGAUGGUAAAGCACUCAGCAUAAAGUAGCCUAAUCCAACAAUGAAGCCUAUAUAUAAUAUGACAGUUUAAUGGCCACAGCUAUUUUUCUGUAUGUGUUUGCUUUAUUCUGCCAUCAUAAAACCUUAAAUGUUUCAUUGGCAUCAGAGCAAUACAGCUUUAAUCUGGUUGUGUCUGUGU